This is a messenger RNA of Salvelinus fontinalis (brook trout), 1256 nucleotides long. Its product is annotated as neuroendocrine protein 7B2-like. Gene Ontology annotation, cellular component: secretory granule. Gene Ontology annotation, biological process: neuropeptide signaling pathway; regulation of hormone secretion. The record is from RefSeq and is a predicted model, not a curated record. Bases 109 to 828 code for a protein of 239 amino acids. NCBI's taxonomy places the organism in Eukaryota, Metazoa, Chordata, Actinopteri, Salmoniformes, Salmonidae. Gene Ontology annotation, molecular function: enzyme regulator activity. The transcript has 6 exons.
ACGAAAACGCCACCCUGAUGCGCUAAAUUAUUGACGUUGUUUAAUGACAUUCACGGAGAUGCCAGGGAUUGUUUUGUUUUUUGGUGCCUGGCAAGAGCCAGUAAAUUAAUGAUCCGUGGAGCGAAGACUGCAUCCUUCGUCAGCAUCACAAGCUCUUUCUCACCGCAUCCAGGAUACACCACCGAGAUGGGUUCGACGGUCAGGUUGAGUAGAACCGUGUUGCUGAGCGUUCUGGUGUGCAUGGCGGAGCUGGCAUCGGCCCGGAGCCCCCGCACGGCAGACCAGGUAUCUGAGGCCGACAUUCAACGCCUCCUACACGGCGCCAUGGAGCAGCUUGGCAUCGCUCGGCACAGGGUUGAGUACCCCGCUCACCAGGCCACCAACAUCGUGGGUCCCCAGAGUAUCCAAGGUGGGGCCCAUGAGGGGCUGCAGCAUCUGGGUCCCUAUGGAAACAUCCCCAACAUCAUAGCUGAGCUGACAGGGGACAACAUCCCCAAAUACUUCAGUGAGGACCAUGGCUACCCCAACCCUUCCAACCCAUGUCCACUAGGAAAGACGGCUGCAGAUGGUUGUCUGGAGAACGUCCCGGACACAGCAGAGUUCAGCAGAGAGUUCCAGAAGCAUCAGCACUUGUUUGACCCAGAACAUGACUACCCUGCUCUGGCUAAGUGGAACAAGAAACUGUUGUACCAGAAACUGAAGGGAGGACCCAAAAGAAGACAAAGGAGUGUCAAUAACCCCUAUCUGAUGGGUCAGAAGCUGGACAACGUUGUGGCCAAGAAGUCAGUUCCCCAUUACCCAGAAGAGGACUAUAGAACAUCCACCUGAACACACCCCGCUGUUCUAACGUUACUAACCCCACCAUGUCACAUCACUAAAGUGUAUUCAAAACUGCAUCACAAAAGUAUUGGGAGUGUUCUCUAAAUUCUACUUUAUCACCAUGACAUUUUGUUGAACUACGUAGCCUACUAACAACGUUACAUGCAGUAACAGCGGUAUAUUGAUAUGUACAACUUGUGUAACAAAUAAGGUAUUAUACUCUGCUAUUUUCAGUUCUCAAUCAAUAAUUGUUCUAUCCAAAUUAUUGAUACUCUAUUUGUGUGCCUGUGGUGUAUGAUUCAACCUUGAUGUUUUGAUAUACAUUUAAUCAAGUUGCUAUGGUUUUGCUUUCUUUUUGUGGCUCAAGCUUUAACUAAGUCUCUUGCUGUUUUUCUGAUAAUUUUCUGUUCAUCUAAAAUAAAUUAUUUCCUCUGCAA